GGCUACAUAAACAUGAGUUAGAGAUCAGUUAAUCAGUUUAGUCUGAUGCACAAUCAGAAUUAAGGACCACACACGUAUAGAUUCCUAAAUUUCUGAUCCUAAGUUUCUUAUUAUUUAAUACUGAAUUAGUGACAGUAGGAAACCUUAGCAUUUCAAUUGCAAUUUGUUAAAGUAAGUUGACAUCACCUUCCCAGCAAUCAACUGGAUACCUACCCUACAAACAUGACUGAUAUUCUAGACAUUGUGCUGGAUUACUGUGUACCAGUGGAGUGGGAAGCUGUCACCAAGCUCGACUACAACAAUAAGCGCUACAAACUAUAUGAUCUCAGUGUCGGCUCCAAUGAGUACGCUCAUGAGGUUAACGAUUUUGUAAAUGGUGACGUGAACAUACAAGUCAAGAAAAUUCAGAGAGUACAAAAUCCGUUCCAGUUGGGAAAGUUCUGUAUCCGCAAAGAACAGAAAAAGCAUAGGGGAGAAGACUCUGAAGUGGUCAAGUAUUACCAUCCCCUGCGCAUCAAUGAUUUGGAGAUGGCCCUGGAGCAUAACAUGGAUGUCCGGAGAUACGGUAGUCGACACGCUAGUCAGGUGUCCUCACAGAAUCCCAAGUUCUACAAGACUCCGUCACUUGCGUUUCUUUCCAUGGAGCCUUGCGAUGUGAUCCUCAUUUGUAACGUGUUGGGUCACACAUCGGAGGGCUCGACCACUUACAAAGGUAGUGACUCAGAAUACAUGCCGACUUAUGUUGUGAAGGUCGCUUAAAAACCAAAACUCGUCAGGGCUGCCAAAGUUAAGUUUUGUUCAAGUAUUGACACUGAUUACCAGUUUUGUUAUUUUAUUUACUUUAGGUUUAAGAGUUUUCUUAAGAGUUUAAGAAAGAAUUUUAAAGUUGAGAAAAGCAAAAAGUGUGGGAAGAAGAGAUACCACUAGUAUUCAUGGUAACAGUGUUCCUAGCUAUUGUAUUUAUGUUAUACAGUACUACAGAAAUGUCGAGUUCAAAAGUGAUAGUAAUUAAUUGUAAGUGGGAAUAACAGAUUACAACAGGAAAGUAAUAUUCAACAGUGAGAGUAAUUCUAAGUCGGUAAAACGGGUUAAGGUGUCUCAUUGAGUUUCUAUGAUGCAACUUACCCAACACAUAAUCAGUUUAUAAAAUAUUAAGAGAACAGAUUUUAAAUCUCACUACGAUGUGCCUUGUCUCCAAAUACUGUAAUGGUAAAGGUAUAAUAAUGAAGUUUAAUGACACCAAUUAAUUUAGAAUAGCUAUUUUUUUAGUAGCCUAUUAAAAACAUUAGUGCUGUUAAAAAUAUUGAUUUCAACUAAGUAAAAAGUAUAUUUUUGUUCACUACCAAAGCACCAAAACAACCAAACCUAACCAAAGCAGAAGGUAGCUUGAGAUCAGGUCUACUUUAAAGAUUAUAUGCCUUAAUGAUUAUAUGCUUAUAUGAUUAUAUGCUUUAAUGAUUAUAUGGUGCUUGGUCAAAUUAAUUUAAAUAUUUUCUUCUACAAAAUCUUAUUGAAACCAAACAAUAAUUAUUAGGGCAUUUUUAAAUUGUUGUAUCUGCUAGACAACUUUUGGAAGUAUACAUUUUUUAUUUAUUUUUGAUAAGCAAUAAUGUUUAUUUUAGUUUAAAUAUUUAAAUUGUGUUCAUCAAUUAUUAUCUAUAGUUUGAUCUAACUUAUUUUACUACUGACUGAGCUUAUGUGUGGAAUUUUGAUCAAACAAUUCAAACUUUAUUUGGGGAUUUUAUCUUACCAUCUUUUGUACCGUACCCAUUUUUGUUAAACCCAUUGCAUGUUAAAAAUAUUUUACAAUGAUGUUAUUGUUGUUAACAUAGAUAUUAAUGCACAUUGAUUUAUUUCUCCAUAGCCUCAUCAUUACUUUGCAUUAAAGAGUAUGGAACUAUCAAAUAAUGAUAUAGCUACAUAAUGAAUUACAGAAUAUAAUGAUAAUGAUAAAAAAAUAUAGAUAAACAGAAAUAAUGGUAAAUUGAUAAAUUUACAGCAAAAUGACUGUCUUUUCAGAAAUGUUAAAAUUUCCAAAAUAAAAAUUUUGUUAGCAAUACUAGUAACUGAAAUGGGGAAGUCUGUUUGCCAAUUUCCUAAUUAAAAUGUUGUCUUAGCUCAUAGAAUCUUUGUAAUGAGAUUUACUAGGCUACAUAGUAUUACUUUUAUAAUACUGUCCAACUAAGUAUUUAUUUUUAUUUGUAUGAAAUAGCUUACAUGAGUUGCAAAUUUAAGUAUUAUUUUGUGGUUUUCAUGCAGGUAUUCUCUAGUCUAAAAUACCAAGGUUAAUGUUGUUAUAGAUUUACAAGCUAAAAGACUGACACCCACAGAUAACAUCUAAGGCAUUUAAACAAAUAUAUACUCAAACUUACUAGUGUUCUAUUUUUAUAGAUUGGUAAAUAUUUUCAAUAUUGUACUGACUGUCCAGUGCCUACAACUUGUACAUGUACCUUUGUGUAAGCUUAAAUCUUUCUUUUCUAGAAAUAGAAUAUUUUGCCUCAGUAACAGUUUUUGUUUGGAAUACUUGAUUCCUUGAAUUACAACACAAUACUUGAAUGACAACAAUACAGGUACACUUUUUGCCUAUUUUAUGGUGUUAUUCUAUUGAAUCUAUUAACAGCUGCAGUAGAUAAAAGAGGGAGCCAAAAACUGUGUCAAAUGUUAACACCAAAGCCUCAUGGGAUGGAUUCUAUUUGACUGAUUUUACAAUAACAUAGAUGAAAAUAUUGGAUCUAAAAGAUGUAACCCUCAUUUUCAACAUUUACAAUAAAAAUCCUAAAUUUUCAGGAUUCUAUUGCCAAUUAUUGCUCUCAAAUCAGAUUGAUUCAUUAAGUCAUUGCUUACACAUUUGUGUGUUAACUAAGUUACUACAUACAUUGGUAUGGAUGGAUUAUGUUCUCUUAGGUUAGUUGUUUGUUAUGUAGUUGAAAUGUUUUUAUACUUUUUUAUAAAUAUUUGCAGCCCUUUGUUCUGUUUAAUGAAAAUAAAUGUUUCUUUUGCA
Molecule: messenger RNA, 3001 nt
Organism: Macrosteles quadrilineatus (aster leafhopper)
Lineage: Eukaryota; Metazoa; Arthropoda; Insecta; Hemiptera; Cicadellidae
Exons: 4
Coding region: 223-759 (178 amino acids)
Source: RefSeq, a predicted model, not a curated record